Phacochoerus africanus (Common warthog) is the source of this 2432-nucleotide messenger RNA. It is a transcript of the gene ST6GALNAC1, whose product is annotated as ST6 N-acetylgalactosaminide alpha-2,6-sialyltransferase 1. The transcript is spliced from 9 exons. Bases 401 to 2176 code for a protein of 591 amino acids. The record is from RefSeq and is a predicted model, not a curated record. NCBI's taxonomy places the organism in Eukaryota, Metazoa, Chordata, Mammalia, Artiodactyla, Suidae. Gene Ontology annotation, molecular function: alpha-N-acetylgalactosaminide alpha-2,6-sialyltransferase activity.
CCGUGCAGGGCCCUUCCGGCUCAUGUGCUUGUCCAGGGUCCCAGAGGGUCUGGCAUCUGAUGAAAGGGAGACUCCGGGUCAUGUGUGUAUGUUUCUCAUUAAGUUCUACCUUCAGAAAUCAGCUUGGGAGACAAAGCAAGAGAAGGUGAACUUGUUUGAACAGAAGGAGUUUCUCUUCCUUCAAGCUCGCCAGCCAGCCUAUAAGCCUUCAUAAAGCAGCGAAGGCGGCUCCCUUCCCUGGCCGACUCAUUGACGGCAUUCACCGGAGUGGCUGGCUGCUGAGAUAAAGGGUGUGUACGCACCACACUCCGGCCAGGAGAGCCGAGCAGUUAAACUACUUGCUGUCUCCUUCAAAGCCCUAGGAUAUGCACACGUUCCCUGCAAGGGCCGACCCACCACAAUGAGACCCUGCCCAGGGAGACUGGGUCGCCUGCGCCACGCUGUCCAGUGGCUCCUGCUUUCGGCUGUGCUCAUCUUCCUCUUCGCUCUGCCCUCCUUUUUUAAGGGACCCAAUACAAAGCCUAUCAGGCGUCAGCAUGCAGAGACCAUUAAAGAAAGGUCGCUAGAGCUGCUACAAAAGACUUCGUCCCGGGCAACCCCUACGGCAAGGAGGACGGCCACCCACGUGGAGUCAUCGCAGCGGCCCAGCACGCAGGCCACACACCCCAAGGCCACCACCCACGUGGCUGGCAAGGGCAGAGGGGCAGAAGCCAGCGAGGCCAGUGCAGAGGAGCCGAGCAGAGCACCCAGCGCAGCCAGGACAGCAGCACUGGAGACACGGGACAGCAAGGAUGCCACUGUGUACAUGCCGCCCCUGAGGGGUCACGGCAGCAGGACGACCUCUGGCAAGACAGAGGCACCAUCGCUGAAGGCUCAGGACACAAGGAUGACCGAAGGACCAGGGGACAAGAACUCGAGGCUGAUGGCCCCGAGGACGGUGCCCACAAAGCCUCAGGGCCACUCGAGAGCCACAGCAAGAAUGCCCCUUCCAGGCAGUCAGGGGGUGCGGGCCCCAGCGGGAGUCAGACUCAAAGGAGCCACCAUAGAGGCUGUCCCACCCAAGAAGAGCACCCAGGCCACCCCGUCCUCGGCCCCUCCGCAGAGCCCCACCACCCAGAGAGCCCAGAAACUGCAGGCCGCCAACUUCAAGUCUGAGCCGCAGUGGGAUUUUGAGGAAGAAUACAGCCUGGACGUGGGGGGGCUCCAGACAACCUGCCCUGACUCGGUGAAGAUCAAGGCCUCCAGGUCACCCUGGCUCCAGAAGCUCUUUCUGCCCAACCUCACCCUCUUCCUGGACUCCAGACACUUCAACCUGAGCGAGUGGGUUCGCCUGGAACACUUCGCUCCGCCCUUUGGCUUCAUGGAGCUCAAUUUCUCCUUGGUGCAGAAGGUGGUGACACGCUUCCCCCCGGUGCCCCAGCAGCAGCUGCUCCUGGCCGCCCUCCCCAGUGGGAGCUCCCAGUGCAUCCGCUGUGCCGUGGUCGGUAACGGAGGCAUCCUGAACAAUUCCCGCAUGGGCCGGGAGAUAGACGGCCAUGACUACGUGUUCCGGCUGAGUGGAGCUGUCAUUAAGGGCUACGAACAGGAUGUGGGCACUCGGACGUCCUUCUACGGCUUUACCGCCUUCUCCCUGACCCAGUCACUCCUCAUCCUGGGCAGCCGGGGCUUCCGGCACGCACCCCUGGGGAAGGACGUCCGCUACCUGCACUUCCUGGAAGGCACCCGGGACUAUGAGUGGCUGGAAGCACUGCUUCUGAAUCAGACCCUGGUGAAAAAGAGCCUUUUCUGGUUCAGGCACAGGCCCCAGGAAGCUUUCCAGGAAGCCUUGCAAAUGGACAGAUACCUGUUGCUGCACCCGGACCUGCUCCGCUACAUGAAGAACAGGUUCCUGAGGUCUAAGACUCUGAACACGGCCCACUGGAGAAUAUACCGGCCCACCACGGGGGCCCUCCUGCUGCUGACUGCCCUUCAGCUCUGUGACCAGGUGAGCGCCUAUGGCUUCAUCACUGAGGGCCACGAACGCUUCUCCGAUCACUACUACGACAAGUCAUGGAAACGGACUAUCUUUUAUAUCAACCAUGACUUCAAUCUGGAGAGAACACUCUGGAAGCGGCUCCAUGAUGAAGGUAUUAUCCGGCUGUACCAACGUCCUGGAACUCCCACACCGACCAUCUGACUGGAGCCUGGGCCGAGAAGGCCCUUCAGUCACAGCAAGGAGCGUGGGACAGUGGGGCGUGGAGACGCCUGGGCUGUUUCCCAGCGCCUCGACCAGGCUGCGAGUCCCUCCAGACUCCAGGUGGCAGCACAGAGCAGGCGGAUGCCCUCAGAAUGGUAAAGGACUGACUGAGGCUUUCAAGACCUUCCAGAGUCUGUUCCAUGGAGGUGCAGGGGCUCCAUUCUUUCUUUUCUUUUUUCUUUUUUUUUUUUUUUUU